UUCAAUAAUAACCCCAUUAAUUAAUUAUUUACUGAAUUAAUGUGAGCUCAGUGCAACACAACACAACACCACCAAUCUAUAAACUUGCUUGGCGUUGAACUUCCUUAUUAUCCAAACCAUGUCCAAUUCAAACUCCAAUCCGACCCGAAUACUUCACUCUCAGUCCCAGGAUCCGAAUACUACCACCGCGGACCCUCAUGUUCUGCUUCAGAACCUUUCCCUGGUUCGGACCAGAAUGGAUUCUCUACAACACUUCCUAUCUCAAUCCAUCAACACCAACACUCCCCUCGCCGUCGAUCAAAUCGCCAUGGUCUCCAGCCAGAUCGUCUCCUCCAUCCAUCAAUUGAUCGUCAACGGCUCAGCUCUCGUCUCUUACUCUCAAAAUUCCACCGCCGCCUCCGGAGCACCGGAUCCACCGUUGUAUCCGAAGAAGCCGGAGCCGGAACCUUCAGUCGCCGAUAAAGCGAAGCAAAUACUCGAUUCCAAAUUUGGGCCUCUCGAAGACGACGACGACGACGACGGCGGCGCCGAAGACUUCGACGACGGUAGCGGAAUCGUGGAGCUCGACGCCAUAGAAAUCCUCGCCGAGCACAUGCACUUCUGCGAGAUCUGCGCGAAAGGCUUCCGGCGCGACUCGAACCUCCGCAUGCACAUGCGCGCGCACGGAGAACAGUUCAAGACGGUGGAGGCGCUGGCGAAGCCUUCGGAGACCACUGCGCAGCGGCGCGCGACGCGGUUUUCGUGUCCGUUCGAAGGCUGCAACCGGAACAAGCUCCACCGGCGGUUUCGGCCGCUGAAAUCGGUGAUUUGCGUGAAGAACCACUUCAAGCGGAGCCACUGCCCGAAGAUGUACACGUGCGAGCGGUGCCGCAAGAAGCACUUCUCGGUUCUCUCGGAUUUGAGGAGCCACGCGAAGCACUGCGGAGGAGAGGCCAGGUGGAAGUGCACGUGCGGGACCACGUUCUCGAGAAAGGACAAAUUGUUUGGUCACAUUGCGCUGUUUGAGGGCCACGCGCCUGCUCUCGCGUGUGACGAAGAGGGUAAAGGGAAACAAGUGGUGGAGGAUGACGAAGAUCCGAUGUUGAUGAAUGAAAGUGAAUUUGAAUCGGAUAAUUGCCUUUUGAAUCAAGAAUUGCCGGAAGGGUUCUUUGAUGAUUUUCGGUCCAUUGAUGACUACUGUUUAAAGGAAGUGUUAGGUUUUCAUAGUAAUUGACUUUGCAUAUCUAUUUUUAGGAAAUACUGUAUUCAUAUUAUAUUCUAUUGCUAGAUUUGUAUUUAUGUCUUUAUGUUGUUGAGGGAUUAAAAUUAAACAGUGUUUAUAGGAUGGAAUAAAACGAUUAAUUUCAUUA
Molecule: messenger RNA, 1349 nt
Organism: Glycine soja
Lineage: Eukaryota; Viridiplantae; Streptophyta; Magnoliopsida; Fabales; Fabaceae
Product: protein SENSITIVE TO PROTON RHIZOTOXICITY 1-like
Exons: 1
Coding region: 119-1213 (364 amino acids)
Biological process (GO): response to aluminum ion; response to acidic pH
Source: RefSeq, a predicted model, not a curated record